Euleptes europaea (tarantolino) is the source of this 3957-nucleotide messenger RNA. It is a transcript of the gene PER1, whose product is annotated as period circadian regulator 1. Gene Ontology annotation, biological process: entrainment of circadian clock by photoperiod; circadian regulation of gene expression; negative regulation of transcription by RNA polymerase II. Gene Ontology annotation, cellular component: nucleus; cytoplasm. Gene Ontology annotation, molecular function: transcription corepressor binding; transcription cis-regulatory region binding. NCBI's taxonomy places the organism in Eukaryota, Metazoa, Chordata, Lepidosauria, Squamata, Sphaerodactylidae. The record is from RefSeq and is a predicted model, not a curated record. The transcript has 22 exons. The coding region runs from base 1 to 3957 and encodes 1318 amino acids.
AUGAGCACCAGCUGCGAGCCCGCACCGAACCCUUAUGAAGGGGGCGGCAAUGGUGGCUCGGGAGCCCCCCGAAGAGCCCGGGCACAGCGCGGGGGAGACGCCCAGGGCCAAGCCAAUGACGACAUGGACGCCAACAGCAAUGGCUCCAGCGGCAACGAGUCGCACGGCGAUUCCCACAGCAGCUCCCGCAGCAGCGGCAAUGGCAAGGAUUCGGCCCUGCUGGAAACCACAGAGAGCAACAAGAGCACCAAUUCCCAAAGCCCGUCUCCUCCCAGCAGCUCCAUUGCCUACAGCCUCCUCAGUGCGAGCUCUGAGCAAGACAACCCGUCGACCAGCGGCUGCAGCAGUGAACAGUCGGCACGAGUGAAGACCCAGAAGGAACUGAUGAAGGCGCUGAAAGAGAUGAAGAUCCGGCUGCCCUCCGAAAAGCGCAGCAAGGGGAAGUCCGGGACUCUGGCCACCCUGCAGUACGCUUUGUCCUGUGUGAAGCAGGUCCAAGCUAGCCAAGAUUACUACCAGCAGUGGACCAUCGACGACAGCCAGCCCUGCAACCUGGACAUGUCCACGUACACCAUCGAGGAGCUGGAAAACAUCACCUCAGAGUACACCCUGAAAAACCCCGAUACGUUCUCGGUGGCUGUCUCCUUCAUCACGGGGAAGAUCGCCUACAUCUCAGACCAGGCUGCCUUCAUCCUGCGCUGCAAGCGGGACGUCUUCAAGGGGGCCAAGUUCGCCGAGUUCCUGGCGCCGCAAGAUGUCAGCAUCUUCUAUGGAUCCACUGCACCGUACCACUUGCCCUCCUGGAGCGUCUGCACCUCUGCCACUGGUGCUGCCGCCAUGGAUUAUACCCAAGAGAAAUCGGUCUUCUGCCGGAUCAGGCAUUUGUUUCUCAGCGGAGGCUACGAGAGCGGGCGGGAGCUGCGCUACUACCCCUUCCGGCUCACGCCGUACCUCACCAAAGUGCGCGACUCGGACAAUGCCGAAGGACAGCCCUGCUGCCUGCUGAUUGCAGAACGCAUCCACUCAGGCUACGAAGCACCCAGAAUCCCUCCGGAUAAGAGAAUCUUCACCACCAGACAUACUCCCAGUUGCUUGUUCCAGGAUGUGGAUGAGCGGGCUGCCCCUCUGCUCGGCUACCUUCCCCAAGACCUGAUCGGAACCCCCGUCCUCUUCUACCUGCACCCGGAGGACCGGCCUCUGAUGCUGGCCAUCCACAAGAAAAUUCUGCAGUACGCCGGGCAGCCCUUCGACCACUCUCCCAUCCGCUUCUGCGCCCGCAACGGCGAAUACGUCACCAUCGACACAAGCUGGUCCAGCUUCGUCAACCCCUGGAGCCGCAAGGUCUCCUUCAUCAUGGGGAGGCACAAAGUGCGGACGGGUCCCCUCAAUGAGGACAUCUUCACAGCCCCCAAAACUCAGAAGGUGAAGCCCGUGGAGCAGGACAUCCAAGAGCUGUCCGAGCAGAUCCACCGGCUCCUGCUGCAGCCGGUGCACAGCAACGGGUCCAUGGGGCUGUGCAGCAUCGGCAGCAACGCCUCCCAUGAGCAGUUUUUGAGCAUCGCCUCCUCCAGUGACAGCAACGGCAUCCCCAACGAGGAGGCGCAAGCCCUGCGGCCGAUGACCUUUCAGGAGAUCUGCAAGGAUGUGCACAUGGUGAAGAACCAGGGCCAGAAGGUCUUCAUUGAGUCCCGAGUCAGGCCCCAGUCCGCUAAGCAUGCCCGAGCAGCCCUUGAAGCACCAGCCGAUCGUAGUGUGCAGCCGAUGGAGACACUGCGGGAGCUGGAGAGGCCUGGGAAGGUGGCCGCCUCUGAGGAGUCUGUGAGGAAGGAGCCCUCCAAUUACUCCUACCAGCAGAUCAACUGCCUGGAUGGAAUCAUCAGGUACCUGGAGAGCUGCAACAUCCCAAGCCGCGUGAAACGCAAGUGCGGCUCCUCCUCCUACACCACCUCCUCCAAUUCUGAUGACGACAAGCAGAAAGUGGGCAAGGAGCGGACCUGUCCAAGCAAAGAUGUGCCAGAGGAAAUGCUGCCGACCUUGGAGAGCCAGCCCAAGAGGGAAGAGUCGGGGGCGGCAGCAGCCGCCGUGGUGGGAGGCCCGCUCACGCCGCUGGCCUUGCCUAGCAAAGCCGAGAGCGUGGUCUCCAUGACCAGUCAGUGUAGCUUCAGCAGUACCAUCGUCCACGUGGGAGACAAGAAGCCCCCUGAGUCGGACAUUGUAAUGAUGGAAGAGGCGGCUCCCAGUGCCACCCCUCCGGCCCCACCUCCCAGCGCCACCCCCGACCGGGAGCAGCAGUACCGCAAGGUGGGGCUGACGAAGGAGGUGCUCUCCAUCCACACCCAGAAGGAGGAGCAGGCCUUCCUCACCCGCUUCAAGGAUCUCAGCCAGCUGCACGUCUUCAACUCCCCCUCGGGGAUCGGCUGGCAGGAGCUGCGUCAGGCGGGGCCCCAUGCCGAGCGAGGGCACAAAGGUCCGCGCCAGGGGGCCCGUGGUCCCGGCUGCCAUGGCCGGAGCAGGAAGUCGAAAGCCAAGCGUGUCAAGCAAAACAAGUCUUUGGACAGCACCAGCUCCCCCCAGAAUUCCACCGCCCCGCUGCAGGCUCCAGGAGCCCCUGCCGCCGUCUCCUGGCCCCCCUCGGGCAACUCCCAAGCCAGCCUGCCCACGAUGCCGUACCCGGCUGUCAUGCCCACCUACCCCAUCCCGGUCUUUCCCCCUCGCCCCGCCGCCUCCUCAGGCACGGAGCCCUCCCAGAACGCGCUCCCCGCCACUCACUUCCCCACGCCUCUUGUCACCCCCAUGGUCGCCCUGGUCCUUCCAAACUACAUGUUCCCCCAGAUGAACAGCCCCAUGCCCCAGCCUUACUUCCCUGGUGGGCCCAUUUUCCCAUUCGGCCCUCAGCUAGGGGGCAUGCCCAUGCCCGGGCCUGAAGCAGGCACCCAGGCGCCCUCGCGGUCCUCCACCCCGCACUCCAUGAGCCAGCCCGAGCAGGCCGAGUCGCCGCUCUUCGAGUCACGUUGCAGUUCCCCGCUGCAGCUCAACCUGCUGCAGAUGGAAGAGAUGCCCAAGGCCUGCGACCGCCAAGAAGUGGCCAGCAGCAGCCAAGCUGGACCAGCUGGGACUGCCAACGACUGGGCCGGCGUCACCAACGGGCAAGGCCUGGCGAGUGAACUCAACACACAGAAAGAGACGUGCAUGGCGGAAGCACACGACUCCUCCAACAACGAUGCCCUGUCCAGCUCCAGCGACCUCCUGGACCUCCUGCUGCAGGAGGACUCGCGCUCCGGCACAGGGUCGGCGGCCUCCGGCAGUGGCUCAGCCGCCUCAGGCUCGAUGGGCUCCGGGUCCAAUGGGGGCAGCACGUCGGCCAGUGGCACGACCAGCAGCAAGAGCAGCAACACCAGCAAGUACUUUGGCAGCAUCGACUCCUCGGAGAACGACCUGCGGGGCAAGAAGCGGGCCGAGGCGGAGGACAACGAGCACUUCAUGAAGUACGUCCUGCAGGACCCCAUCUGGCUGCUGAUGGCCAACACCGACGACAAGGUUAUGAUGACCUACCAGCUGCCCUCCAGGGACCUGGAGACCGUGCUGCAGGAGGACCGCGAGAAGCUGAAGCAGAUGCAGAAACGGCAGCCCCGGUUCACGGAGGAGCAGAAGAAGGAGCUGUCCGAGGUACACUCGUGGGUGCAGAAAGGGAUCCUGCCCAAAGCCAUCAACAUCACGGCCUGUGUGGAGUGUGGCAGCAACCCCACCCCCAAAGUCGCUCCACCGUACGAUGUGGAGAUCCACGACAUGGACCUGAGCGGCCUGCUGGAGCCAGUGCCCAUGGAGGAGGGCAGCCUUGGGCAGAGCUGCCUGCCGCCUCUGUCCCAGGAAACGGCCAUGGAGGAAGAGGAAGCCGGGCCGGCAGGAGAUGCGCAGCAACUGUCUCAACGAGAGACGUCGGCAGAGAACUCAGGCUAA